ACUUAUUAUAUAUAUAUAAUUAAAGGGAUACAUAUUUUUUUAUAUUUGACAAUUAACGUUUCAUCUUAUUUCAAGAUUCAAGAUCGAAAAUUGCUCUUGUGAUUUCAUUCUUUCUCACCUAAAAAAACAAUCCUUAGAUUCUACAGGACAUUUAUCAAAAGUUUUUCUACAGUCUACAUUACUUGUAACAUCAUACCAAAUUGUUGAAGUUUAUAAAGAAUACAAUUUUUAUUGAAGUGUAAGGUUAAAAAAAAGAUUGAAAAUGGCGUCUGCACAACCUGAUUCGCCAGAGACUUUCAACAGAAAAAUGCUUGCAGCUGCUAUCGGUAGCAUUUGUAUUGGUGAAGGCUUCGAUACUAUUGAAAAAGAUGCUCUAGGAACACUUGUAGAAAUGUUGCAAUGCUAUCUAAGUCAAAUAGGAUUGUCAAGUAAAAAUUAUUGUGAAUUGGCUGGAAGAACAGAACCUGUUGUAGCUGACAUAAUCUUAGCAUUUGUUGAACUGGGAAUUACGGUUCCAACAUUGGAAGAUUACAUGAAAACUUCUAAAUAUCCUUCAUUGCCACCUAUAGUUCCUCAGCAACCUCCAAAGCAACCAAAUAUGCUCACUGCAGGUGUUAGACAAUCUUUACCACCACAUAUUCCUUCCCAUCUUCCUGAGUUUCCUGUACCGCACGCAUAUAUUAGGACCCCUACCCAUCGACAGCCAACAAUCGAUUAUGAAUCUGUAAGAGAAAAGGCUGCAAUUCAAAAAAAAGAUGUAGAGAGAGCGUUGACCAAAUUUCUUGCUAAAACAGCACCAUCCACUCAUAACUUGUUCGAUACAGAUGAUACAAAUGCAUUUCCUUUAAUUGCCAGUCAACCAACCAGCACACCAUAUCUGAGCGCCUUGUUGCCGCAGGAUCAAAUAUUUGAUCAAGAAGACCUUGAAUAUGAUUCUAAAGAAGUUGUUGGACAGAAAAAAGAACAUGUAAGAAAAGAAGAUGUGAAGAUGGAGAAAAUAGAAGAAGAGGUCAGUGAAAGUUCAAGAAGCGAAGAUCCAAAUUCUUCAAAUAACUUCAUUGACAAUCCUUAUCUUGCCGCAACUAAAUUGCCCAGUGAUGAAGAUAUGGAUAUGUCGUAAUUGAAGUUUUUUGAAAAAUAAAAAUACUUACUCUGAAGGCUAGUGAGCUAAUGAAAAAAACCUUGAACAAUCUUUACGUCUAUUUGUUCGCUACUUCUCAUUUAUCGCUACUACUUAUUUACUUACAUGAACCUUUUUUAAUGGAUACUUAUGUUUGGAAAUUUGGUGGUAUUGAUUUUUUCACUUUUGAAUUUUUGUUAUGAUUAAGAUUUUCAUGGUACUUCAAAUUUCAAAAAACCGCUUGUCAAAGCAUCCCCAAAAAAUUCAAGGCAAAAGAAAAAUGUAUUUUAUUGAGAGCUGAUUUUGUUUAGGAUGUUGAUGUUGAAUAUUUGUAAAAUUUGUGUUUUGAAUGAUUUUCUAGUUUUAUCAGGAAUUAUGUUUAUAUUCCAUUUAUGUUGAUAUAUUCAAAUUGUGGUUGUUGCAAUUAGUUUUUAUGUAGUAAAUUAAGUGAGAAGUCUAAUAUUAUAGUGAUGAGAUUAUAUAGGAUCCAAUUUCAUAUUUUAUUUAAAGUCUGUUCUAUACAAAAAAUAUCAUUUUAAUAUCAAAAUUGGUAACAAUGUAAUAAUAACUGAUCUUAUGAUACUACUAGAGUGCUUCAAAUUAUUUUCUGCUGAAACCAAGUGCUGAAAUAAAGCAGCAUCUUCUUGGUUGGUCAUCCAUCCUACAAUAUUCUCGUUCUUAUUUUGCACUUUCAGCCAAUUGAAAAGAGGUUGGAAAUAUUUUAUCAUAGAGUCAGCAGAUAUCCUGUCUGAUUUUCCUUUAGUUAAUAACUUAACCACAUCCUUCCAAUGUUUUGAUUUCCCAAUAUUCAUGAUAUCUCUGAAAUGAAAUCUUUUUAAAUUCAAUUUUAAAUAUAUUUUUGCUAUGAAAAUGUCUAA
Harmonia axyridis is the source of this 1998-nucleotide messenger RNA. RefSeq names its product transcription initiation factor TFIID subunit 8-like. The record is from RefSeq and is a predicted model, not a curated record. Gene Ontology annotation, molecular function: protein heterodimerization activity. The coding region runs from base 263 to 1120 and encodes 285 amino acids. The transcript has 6 exons. Gene Ontology annotation, biological process: transcription initiation at RNA polymerase II promoter. Lineage: Eukaryota; Metazoa; Arthropoda; Insecta; Coleoptera; Coccinellidae. Gene Ontology annotation, cellular component: transcription factor TFIID complex.